AUGGAGUUGAUGAAUAGGAUACAUGAGAAGAAGCUUACCCGUGUUCGGCUCUGUGGCACGCCCGAGUUCGACUCGACUCUGGGAAGUUUUGACCUAUUUAAUUCAUCCGAAAGCUCUUCUGAUUCUCUCCAGUUUUUUAAUGGUGAAUCGCUGGAGACUGAGGUAAAUAUAUCGGUCAAACCUACCGAGGAAUCAGAAGUUCAGCGUUCUGUACUAUCCCAGAGCUCUGAUUCUUCUGAAUCGAAGGAUUUAGGAUUUGGAAUGAG
Ambispora leptoticha is the source of this 266-nucleotide messenger RNA. NCBI's taxonomy places the organism in Eukaryota, Fungi, Glomeromycota, Glomeromycetes, Archaeosporales, Ambisporaceae. The record is from the annotation of a GenBank genome assembly.